This is a messenger RNA of Papaver somniferum (opium poppy), 1958 nucleotides long. RefSeq lists its product as uncharacterized. The coding region runs from base 546 to 1316 and encodes 256 amino acids. NCBI's taxonomy places the organism in Eukaryota, Viridiplantae, Streptophyta, Magnoliopsida, Ranunculales, Papaveraceae. The transcript has 7 exons. The record is from RefSeq and is a predicted model, not a curated record.
CUGUUUUCUCCUCCGCCUCUCUUCCUUUCUUUUUCUUCACCCAAGAUACUUAGAUUUUCAUUAUCAGUUUUGGUUUCGAUUUCGGUUUCAGUUUCAAUUUCACAGAUCUGUUAUUGAUUUUCCCAAUAGAUACUCGUUUGAUUUUCUCAACUGAAAACCCUAGAUUCGUUUUUUCAUAUGUUUCUCUGAAUCAAUUCAGAAAACCCUAUUAAUAUCACUAGAUCUAGAAGAACAUUCAUUGACAGAGCUGUGAUUCAAAAAAAUCCUUGAUAUUCUUAAGUGUAUGCCUCGUAAGUUCUACCAUGGAGUACUAUUGGUGUUGAAAGCAACAAACAGUCAGAUUUGAGGUUGUUAAGAACACAAAUCAGGGGUAGAAACGCCUGCACAACAAUUUUUUGCAGUUCUAAGACAUGGGUUAGUAAGGAAAGAAAGUAUAACAAAGCUGGUACAGGGACUAUCUCUUUAGGGUUCACAUAUGAUUGAAGGGAGGAUUGAGCUUGGAAUGCUAGUGCUACACCUUCUCUAGGUGAUUGGGGGAAGAUUUAAUGUUGUUGCUAACCAGACUGCUGCUGGAAUCUUUAAAAGAAGCCGAGAAACCCUACAAUUCAGUAAAGGGUUGUAUCGUAUACAUAUUGUUUUGGUUUGCUGAAGUUACACACUCCAUCAGCAAAAAUGAAGGUGAACUAGGCAAAUGCAAACCUCGUUUUGCGAGAUGGAAUACUAGGAAGCUGGCUGAAAAGAUAAUGAACGACGGCAUGACCUCUCUGAAACAAGAUCUUACUGGAUCAUUCAUCGAUCCUUUUGAUGAAGAUGAACAGAGCCUGAUGACACCAAUUGAAAUACGUCAAACAACUUUAGAUAGGAUACUGGAGAAGAGGGUCAGGGAUGGAGAUAGAGAUGAAGAUUUGGACUUGUCUCCAGAUAGUGAUUUGGAUGGAGAGAGUGAUGAAGAUUGGGAGUUUUAUCUAGACAUAGAUUCAGAUGGAGAGGGUGAUGAAGCUUGGGAGUUGUCUCCAGACAGAAAUGCUUCUCGCCGUUUGGAGGAUCUGGCUCAUGUCUAUCUGUCCAAAAAGAGAAAGAUAAGUAGGAAAGAAUCACACCCUCCCGAUGGAAAAGGAAUUUGUAAUGCUGAAUCUGAAAAUCUUCCUUUGUCAGAACCUAUGAUGCCUUCCAUCCCCAUCCUCCCAACCCAGGAAUCCGGGGCAAGAGAGAAUGAGACUGACGUUCUCCAGACCACUGUGAAUGACUUGCAUGGAAAUGAUGUACACAUAGAGAGUUUUUUUGUCUUGUUCGGAAGCGCACACUACUGGAGUUGAAUCGCUUGAAGUGGGUGAGCUUGUUGAGGAACCCGUGGACGCUACAAUGAACAUAUCCUAUUCCAAAUGCCAAGCUCCUGAUUCCACCUUAUUAUUAACUUUGACUUCUGUAGAUGUGACUCCUUCCCCUGCAGGGUCUACAAGCACUUACGCUCAAGGGAGAGUGGAAGAAUUUGAAUUUGUGGACUACUUAAAGAUUCCAGAAGAGUACAAUACUUUGUAUAAGAAGAUUUAUGAUAAGUAUGGGCAUAUGGCGUCUAGAAAUGUCAUCAAGUUCAAUGAUGAUAUGUUACUCACAUGUGUUACCUGUUUAUUAAAGAUCAUCUCGGAUAUGGAAACUGUGCCUGGUGCAGAACUGAGUGAAGAUUUUCUGCAGAGAUGGGAAGGAUUCAUCAAAGAUGCCAGCUGGAGAACCAAGUGUUCUACCACACAUACCAGGUAUGUUUGCUGCAGAAUCAAGUGUCCAUGAUCUUUGUACUACAAAGAACUUGUACUCCCUUAGGACAUAGGAAUGAACUUGAUAUAAGUGAGAAUGAACUGAACUUAGAAAGUUUCUACAUAUUCCCUUAGAAUUUUUUUGGUACUUCAAGAAUUUGUUUUCCUUUUUGAUAAGUAUUGAAUGAGUAUCGAUAUGAAUGUUUA